Messenger RNA from Insectozyma verbasci, 2760 nucleotides. The record is from the annotation of a GenBank genome assembly. NCBI's taxonomy places the organism in Eukaryota, Fungi, Ascomycota, Pichiomycetes, Serinales, Debaryomycetaceae.
AUGUCUUUAUUAUCAUCAUCUAAACAAUUUCAAUUAUUUGAUUUUAUACCCAUUCAAGAUCCAAAUUAUCAAUCAAUAGAUGAUUUGUACUCAAAUCCAACUCUAUCUGCUAUAAAUACAACAUCUACCUAUUUAAUAAUUGCAAUAAAUAAUCAUGAUUUGAAAAUCAUAAACCCCAAGGAUUUAACUCAAUUAGGUCAAUUUCAGGCAUAUGAAGAAGAAUACAGGAUAACUUAUAUUGAACCAUUACAUAACUCAAACAAUUUAAUAAUUACGUUAGCUGAAAGACAAGGAUUUCCACUGAUUAUAAAGUUAUGGGAUAUAACUAAAAUGUUGAAUUUGGAGAAACUAGAAGCUUCGGAAUAUAAAUUCAAAUUUCAGACUCAGGUAUUAGUGAAUUUAAAUGACAAUUCAUAUCCUAUUUCAUGUAUACGGUUUAAUUAUGAUGUUAGUUGUAUUGCCUUGGGAUAUACUCACGGAAAAGUAUUAUUGAUAAGAGGUGACUUAUUACGAGAUAGAGGAGCAAAACAGAGGGUAAUUUAUGAAGGUAAUUAUGAUCCAAUUACAAAUAUACAAUGUAGAAAUGAUGAGGAAAUAUUAUAUGUGACUACAACUUCAAAAAUACUAACUGUUCCAACCACUGGAAGAAAUAAUGGUAAACCUUUGAGAAUCUUGUCAAAUAAAAGCGGAGCAAAUUUGAACUGUACUGCACUUGAUAAUGAUGAUCUAGUAGUUGGUUUACCAGAAUGUAUCAAAUUUUAUAAUGCCACAAACAAAUUGAAAACUAUAAAUUUUGAAGUUCCAAAGCUGAGAAUAUACAAGUUAGGACAAUUUUUAUUGGUGGUGUCUCCUGAAGAAAAUGAAAGACUAUCUACAAGAAUUUACAUUAUAGAUUUGAUAAAUUUACAUGUUUCAUUUAAUGUCCUUCUUCCAAAUGUCGUGACGCAUAUAUUUACAAUUACUGGUGAUUUUUAUUUAUUAGGAGGUGGAGUACUUUACAAAAUUCAUGAAAAACCAAUUAAUCAACAAAUUGAAUUAAUUUUACAAAGAGAAUUGUUUACAGUUGCUUUCAAUUUGGCAAAACAAAGACAUUUGAAUUCAGAUUCAUUAAUUAGAAUUGAAAAUUUACAUGGUGAAUAUUUAUUCGAACAAGGAAAAUAUGAAGAAUCAAUAGAGGUAUUUAUAAAGUGUCUUGAUCUUAUUAGUGACGAGGAAGAAGGGUUGGAUGAAUUUAUAAUGAACAUAAUUACAAAAUUCAAAGAUCCGAUAAAUAUUUCAAACUUGACUAAGUUUUUGAAAGUUAUAUAUGUUAGAAAAUUAGCAAAUUUGGAUCAUAUAACUUUAUUAUUAUGUUGUUAUUGUAAAUUAAAGGAUCUAGACUCAUUAGAUGAGUUCAUAGAUACGUUAGAUCUCAGUUUAAAUUUACAAGAUUUGAAUUUCCAAUUGAUAAUCAACCUAUUCAAAGAAUGUGGGUUUUACAAUCAAGUUUUAAAAUUAUUAUACAAGCUAAAUCAACCUAGUUUGAUCGUUGAUAUACAAAUUUCAGAUCUAAAAAAACCAAAAUUGGCAUUAAAUUAUAUGAAAUCAUUGAAGAUAGACGAUUUGUUGAUUAUCCUAAUUGAAUUUCUGAAGAAUUUACUUGAUUCAUGUCCUAUUGAAACUACAGAUUUAUUAAUUAAAGUAUUUACAGGAAUUUAUAAACCACAAGAUCAAAAUUCUAAAUCUAAUGAAUUAAAUAAUGAUAAAGUUGAAGAGAAGGAGAAAAGUGUAGAAUUGACAAAUUAUCAAUCAUUUCUAAGUUAUUUGAAAAAAUCAGCACCUGAAGACGAGGAACCAACUGAGGAACCAGUAUCUACUUAUUCACCUCCUAAACCAAGUUUAAUAUAUUCAAGUUUCACAGAUCAUCCAAAUGAAUUUAUUAUCUUUCUUGAGGCUUGUAUUGAAUCAUUUGAUAAAUUUGGAGGUAAUGUAAAUGAUAAAAAAGAAUUACUAUUAACAUUACUUGAACUAUACCUUUCAACAUCACAAUUUGAUAAAUCAAAAUCAUUAAUAAGCAACUACUCAAACCUUUUAGAUCAUGAUUCAUUAUUAUUAUUAAGUCAUAUUUAUAAAUUUGAUCUAGAUAUUGAAGUAAUGGACAUCAAUUCAUUAUUUAUGAAAUAUGAAAUUGAAGAAAAUAUAAAGAAGUUGUUCCUGAUUCUUGAAUCUCAUGGAUCUGAUAAUCCUCAAUUAUACCUUCAAAUGCUUCAAUUUCUUAUAUCAAAGAGAUCAAUUUACGAAUCUAUAAAUCCAGAUGAUUUGAAAAUAAUAAUAACUCAAAUAAUGUCUCAUAGGAUCAUCAAUAUACUUGAGCUUGUCAAUCUUCUAAGUGAAAAGGAAUAUAUUACACUAGGUUUGAUCAAAGAGCAAUUAAUCUCAUUUUUUGAGGAUCAAAAUUCAGAAAUUUAUAAAAAUGAAAAAUUAAUAGCUCAUUAUGAAAAAGAAUCAAGUAUAAAUUCUCAAAAAUUAACUGAUUUAACUACUGAAAAUUUCAAAAUUAGUCAAACUAAAUGUGCAAGUUGUCAAUUAAAAUUAGAUUACCCUUCUGUCAUUUUCAAAUGUUUUCAUUCUUUUCAUAAACGUUGUUUAGUAGGUGAUGAAGCAUGUCCAAUAUGUUAUGAUGUUAAAAAGCUUCAAGAUCAACAAAUUGAUGAGAAGUUAUUCAUUCAAAAGCUACAUAAUUCAGAUGAUAAAAUGAAAUAUAUUAGUGGUAAUAUAUAA